AUUAAAAACCUAGCGGGAGACAAUUUGGGAUCAUCUUUUUGAUUGUGAGAGAUUAGACGUAGCUCAAAUCCGAGAAAGGCAACAAUGGCGAAGAGAGAGCUUAGUGGGACUCUGAGAAACCUUAAGUUUAUGCAAAGGGCUACUCUGAAAGUAGAGAAAAAGAAGAAUGAUGAAGAGCCAAACGAGAAUUCACCGUCUCUCAGUACUGUUCGAAAGAAGUGUGUGGUCAUUACUGAUUGGGAUCCUCAGCCUCAGCCAUCAGCAUUGGUUGGACGUAUGUCAUUUCAGUCUUUUAAUCCGUAUAUUGAGAAAUUGAAUGAAGAGGCAUUAAACGGUCAAAGAACAGUUGGUUCCACCAAAAGUUGUAGCAGUAAUGAAGGAAAGGUGUCUUUUAGUCAAAAUGCAUCUUGUCUGGAUGAACCGGAGUGUCCAAAGAUCGAGCCUAGUCAAGAGUCUAAUGGUAACAUGAAAAGAAAGCAGUCUGAGGCAGUGUCUGAACAACACUAUCCAAACAAGUUCCGGAAAAACGGGAAAGGCAAUGCCUUUAAGCACCGAAAGAGCAAGAAGGUGGACUGGAGUGUUCUGAAGCCGUCAAAAACUCAAACCCAAACCGGUUAAUUAAGCUUAGUUGUGAUCUCUGUUAACAUUUAGCGGACAUGUGUUCUUAUGUGCUAGUAGAUCAUUCUCUUACAAUGUCUGUAUUACCAUCACACACUCUGAAUUGCUAUUGGUUUGAUCAAUUAUAUCAAAGUUAAUUUUUU
This is a messenger RNA of Eutrema salsugineum, 761 nucleotides long. RefSeq lists its product as uncharacterized. The coding region runs from base 85 to 618 and encodes 177 amino acids. NCBI's taxonomy places the organism in Eukaryota, Viridiplantae, Streptophyta, Magnoliopsida, Brassicales, Brassicaceae. The transcript is spliced from 5 exons. Gene Ontology annotation, biological process: maturation of 5.8S rRNA. The record is from RefSeq and is a predicted model, not a curated record.